AUGCCUGACUCUCACAAUUCCUCUGGCAUUCAAUUGUACUAUUAUUUCGCAUUUAUUUUUGAUGAUUUGAUGAUUUUCAGGGGAAUAGACUACAUUGAUCUUAUCAAUGGUCUAGAAGGUAGAGAGAAUAACUUGCCACCUCUAGUAUCUGAGAUGCUGUCCAUUUUCAUGGAUCACUGGAAGCAGUUACAA
Molecule: messenger RNA, 192 nt
Organism: Dentiscutata erythropus
Lineage: Eukaryota; Fungi; Glomeromycota; Glomeromycetes; Diversisporales; Gigasporaceae
Source: the annotation of a GenBank genome assembly